CCCUUCCCACCGUAUCAAAUCGUCUUCUUGCGCGCACGCCGGUUGCCGGUUUCCUGCGACCUAUAUAAAUCCGGCCACAACACAUUUCCUAUCCAUCUCAUCUCACACUGUCACACUGUCACACUACUACUGCUGAUACUUCACUGCUUCUACCAGUUCACAUCAUUCGGAUCUCAGGCCAAGAUGUCGACGGUAAACCGCGCCGACCUCGACCAGAGGCUCGCCGCCGCCAACCGCUGCUCCAGAGAGGCUGCCAUAGCGGGAGCCAAGGCUGCCGCCGUCGCCACCGUCGCUGCCGCAGUCCCCACCCUGGCGAGCGUGAGGAUGCUGCCGUGGGCAAAGGCGCACCUGAACCCUACCGGGCAGGCCCUGAUCAUCUCCACCGUCGCCGGGAUGGCCUACUUCAUCGUCGCCGACAAGACCAUCGUUUCCAUGGCCAGGAAGAACUCCUACGAGGACGCGCCGGACCACCUCAAGAACACCUCCUUCAACUAGUUAGACAGUAGAUCCAUUAGUAGUAAAUAGUGCGAAAUAAACUGCACGCCGGCCUGCAACUACAAGUGUCUGCGGAUUCAACUAGGGAGGCGAUCAGGCGAGGCUUGCAGGCCUACUGCUCUUCUCUGCGUGCGAGAACUUAUCUGAUGAAGUAAUCAUCAUGUAUCCAGCCAGUCAUCUUGAAUUAAUAAUAACUUGCAUUUGUACAACUCAA
Molecule: messenger RNA, 709 nt
Organism: Triticum dicoccoides
Lineage: Eukaryota; Viridiplantae; Streptophyta; Magnoliopsida; Poales; Poaceae
Product: early nodulin-93-like
Exons: 3
Coding region: 184-495 (103 amino acids)
Source: RefSeq, a predicted model, not a curated record